GACGAUUCGACGAGUUGGAAAUAAUUAUUUGAAGAGCGAGAAAUUCCACCUCUCGUCUCGCAACACUCACCUCGCAGGUAUCCUAUGUAGUCUUGCAGAUACUUCACACUGUUCUUCUUUGUCAAGGCUCCCAUCGCGAUGUAGAGUUCAUUCCUUGCGUUUGUUGCAUUGCCGGGCUAUCUCCAGCCCUGAUCAUGCACGCAGAUUUGUCAUGAGCGGAAUCUUCCAGCGGAGCGUUGGUCUCGCCUGCAUUGCUGGCGAGCAUUCGACAGAGUUUUGUCGUAGCAGGUCUCCAUAACGUCCGUCGGAAAAGAUGUUUGUCCCCGCUGGCUUUCAGAAUGGCAGGACCAGUGAUACGAUGGUGGUUGUUCUGGCAAUUGUGUUGACAGCGACGUUAAACUUUGCAAACGCGCGCCACUACUAUUGCGCUGUACAAUCAGCGUUAUGGUAUUACUGCUCUUAUGGUAGUGCCCCCUCUUUUAUCACUACAGUGUAUUCAGCAGAAAGCAUAGAGCUCCACGAAGUUCCCCCUAGCGAGAUUUCCCGUAUAGCAAAAUCACCGAAGCUCCUGAAAUGGCUGAAAUUUUCCAAUAAUGCAAUGCAAACUGUCAGUCCUGAUUCUUUCACCGGAUUUUCCGCCCUUGAAGUGCUUAUUUUCAGCCAUCAGCGCAUACAGUCGGUUCGCUUGACUGGAUUGAACAACUUGCAGCUGUUAGAGAUCACAGAUAACACCGUGUAUUUUCCCACCAUAUCCCCGGAUACUUUCAAGCAGCUGCCUUCUCUCAAAACACUGAAACUGACAGGAAACAUUCUCUCCAACUGGCCAGUUGGCUUUCUCAACUUCUCGACUCCAUUAGCGGUAUAUAUUGACAACACUGACUUAUCAAGAAACCCUACUCGACUGUGUCAAUCUUCUCCAUCGCCAUCUGUUACGCUUUAUUUAGACACAAAUGGCACUAUGUAUUCGCCGGAGGUUCUAUGCAACUGUACUUUGCUACAGUCGCAGAUCUGUCCCCCACUCAGCACCUGUUAUGGUACCAUAUGGAAUUACGUAUGCAUAUCGCCAUGGUCACCGUCACCCUCACCGUCACCCUCACCGUCACCGUCACCGUCACCGUCACCGUCACCUUCAACGUCAAUGUCAUCCUCACCGUCACCAGCACCAGUCAAGCGUGCGUUGUGCGCGAAGCUCGCGGCCGUACAGAAUGGCGCCCUGUCCGAGGAUUCUCUGCGCACACAGGCCACACUGCAGUGCGACCCGGGGUACCGGGCAGCCUCUGGAAACGUGUUUGACUGCGUUGAGAGUCGUGGCAUUUGGACGUGGAGCGGUGGCAGCCCGCAAUGCCAAAUACCGGUGCGCAAGUGCACUCAACCAAACGUCCCAGCUGGCACGGUGAUCUCCUAUGCCGCACCUGGCAAUGCAACGGUCGGCCAGACGCUCACGUUGCAGUGCCCAGUCGGACACGUCUAUCCGAACGGCCGUGCAUUCGAGUGCCUCCCCAUCGCGGGAAACUACUCGGCAGGCGCGUGGAAUAGCACGAUCGAGUGCAGAAAAUCCAUCCUGCACUAUUGUCCCAAACCAAACCUCCCUGUAGGCACAGUGAUCUCCUACGGCUGGUCAGGUGGCCGUUUGCCUGGCGAGAUCCUCACCAUACAAUGUCCGCCGACGUAUGUGUCGGCGAACGGUCGCGUGUUCAAGUGCAUCGGCGACCCUGGAAGCAGCUCAGCGGGCAUGUGGAAUGCCACUGUGCUGUGUAGAGAAGAUGGCUACCGUUGUGCCGGUACGCUAAACAAGCUUGUUCUGCCUAGCCAUUCCGACGACCGGACGUAUCAAUCGGCUGAGACCGAGUGCAGAUCACUCGGAGCAAGGCUGGUAUCACGAGACACACUGUCUUGUGUCGAGCAAUUCCGGACGGUAACAGGCAACCAAGCCGUUUUCUGGUUGAAGGAUACUACAACGUUACUUCGGUCAGCGACUUCUGCUCUCCACACGGAUCUGGGUGUGGACGAGCUGUCCAGUGUUUUUUCUGUCGUUUGCGAAAUGACAUAUCAGCAUCAUUGUAACCUGACCAAUACCACGCUGUUGAUGCCACAUGUACGAGAGUCCGAAGUCAACUACUCGCGUGCCGUCACGUUGUGUGAUUCGCUGGGCGGCCAUCUGCCCGACCGGCACGAGGCGUCUUGCGCCUACGCUUUCCUCCAGGUCAACGAGGACUCAAUGGGUGCCUGGUUGCGCGAUGCAGCACCGACUGGCCAGGCGUUUGUCACCAACUUGUCCCUCGUUGCCUCCGUCUCUGUCAGUAGUCAGAACCGGGUGAUAUGUGAAGAGCACGUUGCUGAUGACUACUGUCCAUGGCUGUCGGUGCCCAACGGAAUAGUCACCUAUGGACGUGGUCGCCUGCUAAAGAAACGGGCAGAUCUGACAUGUGAGCAUGGCUAUAAUGCAGAGAACGCGCUGGUCAAUUGCGUGAGCAAGACGAAGUUCAGCGGCCAAUGGGAUGGCGUUCCAGCCUGUCGCUUGAACCCAACCUACUGUCCAUACUACUCUGUGCCCAAUUAUGGCAAGGCCCUGUACAGCAGCAGCAACAGCAGGUCGCUGACAUCCACGUUGACGGUGCAGUGUAAUUUCGGCUACACGGCUACUCCCAGCAGCACUAUGACUUGCACCGCACACACGGCCGCACAAGGAAAGUGGGAUGUGAACGCUGACUGUGCUUUAAAGUCUGGAUACUGCAGUGUGUUCAAUAUCAGCCAUGGAUCUGUGUCCUAUAAGGGCACCCCUGCGCGAAUAUUGGGCUCAGCGGCUACCGUGCAAUGCUUGCAUGGUUAUGUGGUGCAGGGCAGUGCAAACCGCAUCUGCCAGAUCCGCAACGUUAGCAUUGGCAUGUGGAGUGGCUCGGCUAUCUGUCAAGCCAUCAAAUACUACUGCCAAACACUGACAUUCAGCAGUGGACAGCUGAGUACGUCCGGUCUCGGGAUAGUGGGCAGCAGCGAGACACUGAAGUGUAAUGCUGGCUACAGUGUACAGGCAUCAGCCAGUACUAGCUAUACAUGCAAUGCCAGUACUAGUGUGACGGGUGUGUGGAUUGGAACUGCACGCUGCCAGGUUCUUGUGGACUACUGUCCUGCAAUGGUGGUAUCGCACGGCUUUGUGGCGUACGCGGACAGCAGGAAAGUUGGGACGACGGCCAGCGUGACUUGCAAUGAGGGUUACGUGCCAUCAGGUUCCACGUCCACGGCGCGUUGCACAGCCAAUACACCUCUAAGUGGAGCGUGGGAUAGACAACUGCUGUGCGUUGUUGACACGGACUAUUGUACUCACCAUGGUGAUGUUGCCAACGGCAACGUGAAGUACGACGCAGGACAGCAGAAGGACGCCAUUGCCAGGCUGCACUGUCACCAUGGCUACACGGCGCCGGACGGCCUCUGGCUGGCGUGCAUUGCUUCAAGCCUCUCCGGCACUGGCAGCUGGAACUCCUCAGCCACCUGCUCUUUCAUCCCCGACUACUGCCCACCGCUGAGCAUCGCCAAUGCCCAGCUUCCCAGCACGCCCUACCAGAAGGUGGGUGACACGGUUGCCAUAGCGUGUAACCAUGGCUACCAAGCGUCCACGCCACUGCCCUACGUGUGUUUGGCUCACAGCGCCACCGUCGGCAUGUGGAAGAUCACUGGGACUUGCCAGAGAAAGGGUAAUUAUUGCCCGCCAGUGACCGUUGCUGACGGCGUUACACACAAUAGCGGGCCGCGGAGAAUAGACGACACGACCUCGGUGCAGUGCAAAGAAGGCUUUGCAGCCACGGCUGGGAUCACGUUCAGCUGCAAUGUGCAUACAGCAACCACUGGUGUUUGGAGUGGAGCUCCGGUUUGCACUGCCAUUGCCACCUACUGUGCAGCCCUCGACAACAUAGCCAACGCUCAAGUGGACCAUAGUAACGGCACGACAAUCGGCAGUUGGGCAAACAUGUCCUGUGUCAUUGGUGCAAUACGGCCAUACAAUCACGUCCGAUGCACCACUGUCUCACCAGGAGUUGGCCGCUGGGCCGGAAAUUUGACGUGUCCGCUAUUGGCCACGUAUUGUUCACUGCCGGAUAUCGGAGAUGGCCAAAUCCUGGAUCCUAAAAAGCGUCGUGUUGGUGACGUCCUGGUUUUCACCUGCCAUAACGGAUACCGCGCAACCAGCGGACUGCAGCUACUGUGCCAGGCUGACUCGCGGACGUCUGGAACGUGGAACACUGCAUCGAAGUGCACCGCUAUACCCCGCUACUGUCGAGUGUUGUCCGUAUCCAAUGGCAAGGUGACGCAUAGAGACAGUAGUCGCAUACACGACUCCACAGCCAAGCUGGACUGUCAUGUAGGCUAUACUCCCAGUGACCUGGCAACGGAUUUCUCAUGUACAGCCAGCAACAGUACACACGGUGACUGGAGUGCACAGCCCAAGUGCAGUGCCAUCAGUAAAUACUGUCCAGGAGUGACUGUGGAUCAUGGCACUGUUCGCUAUUCAAACAAGCAGUCCAUCCUCUCCAUGGCAACGCUGUCGUGUUACCCUGGUUACGUACCGGUCCAUGGCUCUGAGUUUGUGUGCCAACCGGGCGGGCCAGUGCAGGGAGCCUGGAAUGCUUCAAUGGAGUGCAGAGUCUACUGCCUGGAGAGACCCAUAGAGAAUGGACAGCUGAAGUACCAGGCCAAGUCGCUAGCGGGCUCCAGCGCCCGGCUGACGUGCAAACCCGGUUUCCAUUCGCUGACCGGAUACGACUACAAGUGUGAGACACACAACGAGACGCAUUCGCACUGGGCUGGAAAACAGAACUGCUCGUAUAUUCCAGAUUUCUGUCCUCAGCUGAAAGUCAGUAACGGCAGCUACGCGUACUCACACUCAUUUGAAUAUCGUCUCGGUACACUUGCUACGCUCACGUGCCGUGAAGGGCACGCCACCAAAUGCACGACGUCGCUAGAAUGCGUCGUCUCAUUGCCAACGAAUACCACUGGCGUGUGGAACAUGUCGUGUGGUUGCGAUGUCAUCGAAGACUUCUGUCCGCCCAUCACUGGCAGAGGCUUCUCAACAGCGUACACCGCCGCACGGGAAAUCGAGUCUGUAGCCGUGGUGACAUGUCACCCUGGCUACUCGGAGGUGAAUAACGAUAGUCUGAAAGCGACGUGCCUGGCGGUUACGAAUGUGACGGGCAGGUGGAACAACACUGUCGGGUGCAAGAGAAACACCGUUUACUGUCCGGAGAGUCACGUCAUUGAAAAGGGUCAGCUCACAUUCCCGGAUGGCUACACUGUGGAUUCCGUUGCACGUCUCUCCUGCAACAAGGACCUUGAACCGCACGGCGAGGUCCGCUUCUGGUGCACGGCCGUGGGCACGGACCGGGGAGAGUGGCAGGGCACUGGGCAGUGUCAGGAUAACGGCGCGGCGACACGCAAGAGACUGGCAACGAUCCUGCCGAACGUGGUUGCUGCCGUUUUCCUACUUGGCGUGCUAUACGUCACAAUGCGUCAGUGGUGGCACUCCAGAUCUCCCCGCGAGCGGAAGUACAAGAAGAACAUUGGCAAGAUCUUGAAGAGCCACGUGAUGCAGCAGCGCGCCAAGUCGACGCGCAGAGCCAGUGUUCCCAGCUUCUACGGAAUGGUUCCCACGGCGACCGAUUCGCCAGUCCCUGAGAAUGCCGUUUACCAGUCUGGCUCGGAUAUGCUCGUGUACACAGAGGGGUACGGGACACGAAACAAGUGCAUGCAAAGUGUGUCCAACCUUGGACUGGCCAGUGAAUCUCGAUCUGCCGUCGGGGGCCUGCAGGCGGCAGCGUCGCGAGCCACCAUUCGCAGUGGCGGCGCUAUGGAGUUCGGCGGCAUGCAAAGCGUGUCCAACUUUCGACUGGCCAGUGAAUCUCGAUCUGCCGUCGGGGGCCUGCAGGCGGCAGCGUCGCGAGCCACCAUUCGCAGUGGCGGCGCUAUGGAGUUCGGCGGUGGUGGUGCAAUGCUGUCCGCCCUGUCGAGAGCCACCCUUCACAGCGGUGGCGCUUUGGAGUGCAUGAGCAAUUUCGAUAUCCAGUCCAGCCUGGGAUUAGGCAUUCCCUCCCAGCAGCUGGGAGCAGCGUCUCAGAAAUCGGACAUCUACAACAUCUACAACGCCAGCGUACGGGACGUCGACCUGUACAGUGUGGAUGGAGCGAACCUGGCGCGGGGCGUGCCCAAGCUGCAGUUGAGGUCGAACAGCGAUGCUAGCAUGCAGGGUGGAAUGUCUCGUAGUGCAUCGCGACACUCGCAGAUGAUGGAGGCAAUGAUGGACACGUCAGAAACGGAGAGUACCGCCAGCGGCCAAGCCAAGUCUCAGUUGACGUUUAACGGCAUUCCAUCUCGCACUAAGCUGGGCUACACAAAGAUUGACAAGAAGACUGGACAGGGAAGAACAUCCAAGAUACGCCACAGCUUCGCAGCCGGUAACGAUGAGUACUCAAUGUACGACCUUGCCCGCUCGUCCCUCAUCAAGUUAGAUGGGAUCAGCGUUCCGAGUGACCAUGACGACAGGAUGAGCAUUUUCAGCGGCGCCUCGUCCAUGUCAGAUUUGUCGGUGGGACCACCAUUGCCCCCGCGUUGCCUAGACGACAUGACGCCCGUAGGGUACGUAAACCGUCCACGCCUGGAGAGCUCUGGGGCGUCGGGAUACACGAGCCGCCAACGCCUACUUUCCUCCGCCAGUGCACAGCAAGCAAGCUCCUCAGCGCUGCCGGGUUACGUCAACCGUCCACGUCUUCCGUCCGAGUCCAGUGCGCACUGGCAGAGCUCUGCAGUGCCCGGUCGUGCUCCUCCGUCGCUGCUGCUCUCCGACCGGGAAUGGACGACAACGGCCGGUGGCCGUUCCGACUCCAUUCCGAGCAUGCAGAGUGCUGUGUCGACAGUGUCCAGCCUUGGUGGUGAUGCCCAGGAUCCUGCCUACGGCGAUCUGGAUGUUGCACAGCAGCAACACGCAGCAAGCGAACCUGUUGUCGAGGACAAUUACCUGUGUGACAAUUUCGGUAGCGGCAGUGGCAGAAGAGACGCUUACCGCGAAGAAAAAACCUUACCUGUGGACAAUGUGGAUGUGUACGAGGAUUUGCCUGUGCAGUUGUCCGCAGCAACAUGGGCAACUGCUGACUGCUCUUCUGACAUGUCCCCACGUCCCGCUCGCCCUGUGGACGAUGCGCAGAUGCUUCCGCCACGCCCAGAUGCCCGCGUGCCUUCGCUACCUGCUCGCUCUGAGAGCGAGGCACCGAUGCUACCACCGCGCGCGGGCACUCUGUUGCCUGGUCUGCCUCCUCGCAGCGGCAGCAACAGCAGCACCACCGCACCUCACCUGCCGCGGAGAAACGAGCGGGAGUCGGCCAUGCCUGCCUCUCGCCAGGCAAGCGUCGCCACCGACCUACCACUCCAGUCAUACCUUAGCAGGGUGGCGUCCGUGCUCUCGAGCGGUGGCCUGCGCUCGAAGCGUGGCUCUGGUGAGAGUACGGCGCUGAGCAUUGGAGCCGGUCCAGCAGAACGAGCAGCCGGGGACGAGGACCUGUACGCGGAUACCGAUAUCCCGAUUCAGCCGCAGGACAACGAUGAUUACGGCAUGUACAACUCUGGAUCGCUGGCAUCAGCCGCGGAAAUCAUGGCCGCGGCCGCCUUGUCCAGCUCAGCAGCGCCAACAACAGAGCAGGAAGUCUAUGAUCAGACGUACUUCUCGCGGAAACAAGCCGCUCAGGCACUUGCAAAUCGCGACGGAUUGGACGAUUGGCGCUCUCGGUCGUCGUCAACAGCAGCACCUGACCCGCAUAUCCGUCGUCAAGGAGCUGCGACCCACCGCGGUUCCAGUGUUAACCUGCAUGGUGAGAUAACACCAGGAGACCUAUCCAGAGGGGAUUUCCCAGCCAACACUUUCUCGCAAGGCGAGGAUACAUAUGGCAACGAUGCCUGUGGAGACGACACGUACGGCAACGGCGAUGACGAGGGCUCUGCGUACGAGGACGGUGCGGCGAGUGCGAGCCGACCUGGGCCCCGUAAGCGAUCUUCCCUCGGCAGCGUUGCCUUCAGCGGUAGCAUGCUCACUGCACCUACGACAUGCUUUGCUGCCGCAGGUGUUGGUGCAGAUGACGGCGACGCGGCGGAGGAGAACGAGUAUGCCAAUACUGACGGCAGCUUCCGGGCAGAUGCAGGCAACAGUGGGGCUACCCAUGCCCCGAGCCGAGCAUCUAGCCGAGCACCUAGCCAAUUUAACAGCUGCAGCAACAGCCCCGCAAUCAGCCCUCGGACAUCCGUUACGGAUCCAUUGCCUCGAUCCCACACCUCAUCGUCCGCCACCGUAGAUAUGCACCAGAGGACGCAGCGAUUGUCCGACGGUAGUUUGGCGUCGCAGAUGUCACACAGGCCGCCUCGCCCAGCACACAAGCAGACACGUGCGCUAGUCGAUGGGGAAGAAGAGGACGUGUACGGCAACGACGACGAGGCGAUCUACACCGACGAUGUCGUCAACAGAGGUAGCAGGGGGGCGAUAUACGCCGACGAUGAUGUCGUCAACAGAGGUAGCAUGGGAGCGAUAUAUUCUGACGAUGAUGUCAUCAAUAGAGGUGACGAUGGGGCGAUCUACGCCGAUGAUGGCAUCAUGAACAAUGACGAUGAAGAGCUCUAUGCUGAUAUGCCCGGGGAAUGCAGCAGUCGUAUGUCCGAGGGCAGGAUGAGUGGUCCAGUGGAGGCCGAGUCUGACUAUCAUUUGACAUACGGCGCAGCAUCGGGCAACAGCGCGGGACAUUCUUCGGUCACCUGCGAUAACCCGUACCUCUAUGAAGCACCAUAAAACAACCCAGGCGAACACACACACACACACACACACACACACACACACACACACACACACACACACACUGUUUUUCACUCGUGCGGUGUACAGUGAGUUCGGCUCUAAUCCAAUGGCAUCAUUCGGAAGUCACGUGACCAGCUUCACACGUGAUUGAGUUGAGGGAAGAUGUCUUGUUUUUCACAGCGCUCACUACAUACAGGUGUCUUACGACUACUGCUUCACUCCGGCUUGUCCGAUAUGGUAUGCAUGAACACUCUCAUACCAUCCUGUAUAUAGUUUUGCGCUAUAAUAUUAAUUGCACUGCAUGCGCAUGUGCAUGUGCAGCUGCCUUUUUUCUAUCGAAUGUCCGCAGUACUUUCUUCUUCUUUUCUUGUUCUGGUCCCGAAGGAGUGAAAGACAAUUGCUGCGGACGGCAUGCAGCAGGGAGUAGUAAAGUACCGGUAGUUCACUACUCCCUGGUAUGCAGUGUUUGAGCUGCCCACCAUAGAAUGUUGGCCUAUUUCAAGAUCUCUCUGUGUACAUUAAACUCGCUGGAUCCCACAAUAUAGGCUUAAUUUUACUCUCUUUCCAUGAAACGCUACACUCAAAAAUCAAUCAUUUUCAUAUUGCCGCAGAAGUCAACCAUGGCCAGCAUCGUAUUCUGUGUUAGCGCUGGUUAUGUUAUUUUUUGCUAGGAUUCCUACUGGACCAGUAUCAGAUCUAUUUUCAUC
Molecule: messenger RNA, 9522 nt
Organism: Sycon ciliatum
Lineage: Eukaryota; Metazoa; Porifera; Calcarea; Leucosolenida; Sycettidae
Exons: 31
Coding region: 314-8809 (2831 amino acids)
Source: RefSeq, a predicted model, not a curated record